This is a messenger RNA of Chaetura pelagica (chimney swift), 969 nucleotides long. It is a transcript of the gene PBK, whose product is annotated as PDZ binding kinase. Gene Ontology annotation, biological process: protein phosphorylation. Lineage: Eukaryota; Metazoa; Chordata; Aves; Apodiformes; Apodidae. The transcript has 7 exons. Gene Ontology annotation, molecular function: protein serine/threonine kinase activity; ATP binding. Bases 1 to 969 code for a protein of 322 amino acids. The record is from RefSeq and is a predicted model, not a curated record.
AUGGAAGCAUUCAAGUCUCCAAAGAACCUGGUCCCCAGGGAGAAGAAACCUGAUGGGGGGCUGGUUUCUGUCACUAUUCCAGCCUCUCCCUUCAUGCAGAAGCUCGGAUAUGGCACCGGGGUCAACGUCUACUUGAUGAAAAGAUCUCCCAGAGGCUUGUCUUGCUCCCCUUGGGCAGUGAAGAAAGUUAGUUCCAAAUGCAACAGCAGCCAGCAAAGCAUCUAUCAGCAGAGACUGAACGAAGAAGCCAAGAUCUUGAAAAACCUCCAGCACCCCAACAUAGUGGGUUAUCGUGCAUUUACAGAAGCCAAUGAUGGAAGCAUGUGCUUGGCCAUGGAGUACGGAGGAGAAAAAUCCCUCACUGACUUACUUGAAGAAAGAAGAGCCAAGCGGUUGGGCCCGUUCCCUGCUGCCACAAUUUUCAAAGUCGCCUUGAGCAUGGCCAGGGGUCUGAAGUAUCUUCACAAUGAUAAGAAGCUGCUCCACGGAGAUAUCAAGUCUACAAAUGUGGUCAUUAAAGGUGACUUUGAAACCAUCAAGAUCUGUGAUGUGGGAAUGUCCCUGCCCCUGGAUGAGAACAUGACCGUGAGUGAUCCAGAGAUGUGCUACGUUGGCACCGAGCCCUGGAAGCCCAAGGAGGCUCUGCAGGAUGAUGGUGUCAUCACCGACAAGGCCGACAUCUUUGCUUUUGGGCUGACUCUCUGGGAAAUGAUGACCCUCUCUGUGCCCCACCUCAACUUGGGCAAUGACUCUGAUGAUGAAGAUGAAUCCUUUGAUGAAGACUCGCUCGACGAAGAUGCUUACUAUGCAGCCCUGGGAACCCGUCCAGCCCUCAACAUGGAGGAACUGGACUCCUCCUACCAGCGCAUGAUCGACCUCUUCACUGUCUGCACCAGCGAGGAGCCCAAGAAGCGUCCCUCAGCCGCAUGCAUCGUGGAAGUCUUGGAGACAACUUUGUCCCCAGAGUAA